AUGGGUACGGCCUGCCACGAAAAUCACAAUGCCUCCCUCGGAUUUUCAAGGGCCGACAAGAGCGUACCGGACACCACAAGAGGGGUGGUGCUUUACGGAGGCGAGACCCCUAUCUCCGGACAACCCGAUUCCAGGGGUGGUAGCCGUCCUUACAAAGAAAAGAAAACUCUUCCCGGAACUCUUGCCGACGUCUCCGAGUUCGUUUGCGUUACCGCGCUUGGUGAUGCCAGUAACUCGCACUGGUUGGAUACAAGCACACAUGCACCACCUAUCUCCGUGGGCAGGGUCGGGAAUAUUAACCCGAUUCCCUUUCGCUCCGAGGGGCUGCCAGCACACACACACAUACACAAAUGCUUCAACACAGAAACGUAA
Molecule: messenger RNA, 372 nt
Organism: Rodentolepis nana
Lineage: Eukaryota; Metazoa; Platyhelminthes; Cestoda; Cyclophyllidea; Hymenolepididae
Source: the annotation of a GenBank genome assembly